Messenger RNA from Sorghum bicolor (sorghum), 3808 nucleotides. Its product is annotated as putative pentatricopeptide repeat-containing protein At1g09680. Gene Ontology annotation, molecular function: protein binding. The transcript has 4 exons. NCBI's taxonomy places the organism in Eukaryota, Viridiplantae, Streptophyta, Magnoliopsida, Poales, Poaceae. Bases 458 to 2302 code for a protein of 614 amino acids. The record is from RefSeq and is a predicted model, not a curated record.
UGAGAAACAUUACCGGAGCACUCACUGGUCCGGUGGCACAUCUGAAUCAAUUGCAGGGGAUCGUGCUGGCCCCUGCCGUGAGUGAAUUUUAUUUGCGGAAGAGGUUUGUCUGCUUUCUAUUACAAAACAACGAAAUUUCUUUCAAAUCGUUUUGUCCAUUUAGAUUGACAAAUGUGUCUAUAGACUAAGGACCUAUGAACACUGCACUUGUGGAUAUAUUUUGAAUUUACCAUUAGCUGCAUGCGCAAACUACAAGUAAUUUUGAUAAAUCUUACUUACGUUUGCACGAUGACAACCUGAUUUACAAAAGGUAUCCCCUGUUCUUGAAAGCAGCAAUACUUGUUAAUUGUUUAUUCUGAUUUCCCGUGCAGAUUUACAAACUGAGAAUCAGUUUGUUUUCUGCACCAGUCAUCUUUAAACUUGGCGCUCUGCCUACCCCACCGAUCAGCCGACCACAAUGCACAGAGGCAGAGCCCUCCGCCCUCGACCCAUCCAGCGCCGCCCGCCGCCGGCGUCUGAACCCGCGCCGCCCGUUUCUCCCCCAUGGUACGCCGCGCCGCGGUCGACGCUCCCGCCCCCGCACCCGCCCGCGGGCGAGGCCGAUCCGCUCCUCGUCGCGGCGUCCGAGGUUGCGCUCGGCCUCCCCGUCCACCCCGCGCCGCUCCCGGCCGCCGCGCCCGCGCCCCUGCUCCGCCUCCUCCCGGCCUUCACCUCCGCGCAUUUCCUCUCCCUCCUCCGCCGCAACCCGCUCGCCCUCCAGCCGCUCCCGCUACUCUCCCUCUUCCGCGUCCUCCUCGCCUCGCCGCCGGGCCUCUUCCGCCACACCCCGGCCUCCUUCCUCUCCAUGUCUCACCUCCUCAUCGCCCACCGCCUCCCCCACCUUGCACUCCCCCUCCUCCGCCUCCUCGUCUCCCGCCUUGGCCGCGACUCCCCGCCGCGGCUCCUCCCGCUGCUCCUCUCCGCAGUCUCCACCGACGACCCGGCGCCUCUCGUGUCCGCGGUCGCCAAAGCAUACGCCGAUGAGGGCCUCCUACCCGAUGGAUGCUCCCUCCUCCUCCUCCUCGCUCUCCGCCGCGGCGUCCGCGUCCCCCUGCCAGCGUGGUCCGAUCUCAUGAAUCGGCUCCCCUCUGUUCCUGAAGCCUACGCCUUCUACCUGCAGCUGCUCGACGCAGGUGUGCCCCCGGAGGCCAAGCAGUUUAACAUGCUAAUGCGUGACAUGAUUAGAUCAGGCAAGCUUGCCAGUGCACGGAACAUGUUCGAUGAAAUGUUGAGGAGGGGUGUGCCGCCAACGGUAGUGACCUUCAACACAUUGAUGUCUGGGAUGUGCAAGGCGUCUGAUCUGAACAGCGCAAACGCUCUGCGAGGGCUAAUGGCGAAGGCAGGGGUCGCACCAGAUGUGUACACCUAUGGUGCUUUUAUGCAGGGGUUGUGUAAGGCAGGGAGGAUACAAGAUGCAGUGGAGAUGUUUGAGGAAAUGCGUGAGAGAGGUGUGAACCCCAACACUGUUGUGUUCACGACAUUGAUAGACGCACAUUGCAAGGAGGGGAAUGUGGCAGCUGGGUUGGAGUUGCACCGAGAGAUGGCCACAAGGGGCAUCAAGACGGAUUUGGUGGCAUACAAUGCUUUGGCUAAUGGCCUUUGUCGGGUGCGAGAUUUGAAAGCAGCCAAUGACAUUGUGGAGGAGAUGAGGAACAAUGGUCUCAAGCCGGACAAGGUUACUUACACCACACUCAUCGAUGGCUUCUGCAAGGAGGGGGAGUUGGACAUGGCAAUGGAGAUGAAACAAGAGAUGUCAGACGAAGGGGUUGCAUUGGAUGAGGUCACAUACACUACGCUCAUCUCGGGACUGAGCAAGUCAGGGCGUUCGGUUGAUUCAGAAAGGAUCCUAUGUGAGAUGAUGGAGGCUGGUUUGGAACCUGACAACACGACUUACACAAUGGUGAUUGAUGCCUUCUGUAAGAAUAGUGAUGUGAAGACAGGCUUUAAGCUACUGAAAGAGAUGCAGAAUAAGGGCCGAAAACCGGGAGUUGUGACAUAUAAUGUGGUUAUGAAUGGCUUCUGCAUUCUGGGGCAGAUGAAGAAUGCGGACAUGCUGCUGAAUGCGAUGCUUAAUAUUGGGGUGUGCCCAGAUGAUAUAACAUACAACAUUCUUUUGGAUGGACAUUGCAAGCAUGGAAAAGUUAGAGAUGCUGAAGAACUGAAAAGUGCAAAAGGAAUGGUUUCAGAUUUUGGGCUUUAUACUUCACUAAUCAAUGAAUUUGUCAAGAAGAAAUCAACUAAGAGUUACCAUGAUAAUGGAUAGUUUUGCUAGGUAAAGAUACUUAUUCUACUCCCCUACCUGCGAUAACUUUAGAGCUUGAAGGUUGACAAUGCAACAUGAAUAUGAUUUUCAUGCUCAAAUGGAUGAAUAUGAUAAGGGAACCUUAUUGAGUAGUGAGCACACAUACUCGGCUUUGAAGAUUGCUGUCUGGGAGGGGAAAAGCAGAGGUUCUAGCAAAUCAAGGUCUAGAUAUGUUUCAUGAUUCUCUGUUUAGUCAAAGUAUCUUGAUGAGAACUAGGUCUGAGAUGUCUUAGCAAUUGGUCUAUCUGGUGCAUGGCUCUGGUUGUGCAUGUUGGGUUCAAACUACAAGUACUGUCUUGCAGUCAGGCUACAAGAUAAGAUAGCAGAUUUGCAUCUGUUCAAAGUUAAGACAUCACAGAUUCACAGCAAAUUCUCGGAGAUGGUCAGAUACCUGAGAUGAUUACAAGAGCUAAACCUGUGCUAUCAUCAAUUCAUCACCCAUCUUGGUUGGAUGCCCCAUACAGGCUUCUGUGCCUACUGAAGUUUUUGUUUACAAAUGCUUGAUACCUUCAACAACUAUCUAGCUUGAACGGCCUUUGCCAUCCCAUAUGCUGCUGCUGAAGCUAGUGCUCCAAUAAUAGCAGUUUGGACAGCACUGAUGAAUGGCCGAUUCCCAGUAAAGCGACCCUUGAUGUAGCCAAAGAAAAGUAGCGCGACCAAUGUGACUCCAACAGAUGUGAGCAUGGCAUUCUGGGCUGUGGAGAGGAACAUGUAGGGCAGGAGAGGGACCAAUCCACCGAUCACAUAAGAUAGUGCGAUUGUAAAAGCACUCUGCAGAGCCCUUUUAGGAUCUGGUUUCUCCAAUCCCAGCUCAAACCUGAACACAUUUCACUGUUUUAUGAACUACUGCAAAGCCACUCAAUUUCUGUCAAAUCAUGAUUCAUGGCCAUUUGCUUCCAAAUUACAAAAUGGGAACCAAAAGUGGGAACCAGUGGUAGUGGAUGUAACAGUUGAUGAUAAUGAUACCUCAUCAUGAAGUCUAGCCAAGCCUGAGGGUUUCUCCUGAGCCCGUCGAUGACAGGGCCAUACUCGUGCGGUUCAAGCCCAUACUGUGACAUGAUCUCUCCAAUCUCAGCAGCCUCUGGAAUGGAUGAUCAAUCAAGGAUUCAAAACACCAACGGGUCAGAAUGCCAGUCAUAUAUUAUACAUACACACCAAAGGUCAGGAGAAAUGCUCCUUAAUAUAGUGGCAUCCAUGUACCAGUGUCUGGGACAGUGAUGAUCUCCUCCUGCUCCCUUUUCAUCUCCCGCUUGUAAUGAUCUGCCUCGCUCUGGGCCGCAAGGUACCUACCACAUGGUGCGCAAGCGACGGAUCAGAAAUUCAGAAUCAUGCGUUAGUGGGACACCUUUUCUAAUUGAAAACAAUGUGGUGUUUGUCUUGUUUUCCACUUUGCUCGGCCUAAAAGUUGUGAUGAAUAACACAAAGCGUGCUGGAGGAGCACGUGAAAGAGGGCCACACACUUGUCUA